CUCCGCCCAAACCCCAACACACUAGCUUUUUCUAUCUCUCUCUCAAACAAGCCAAACCAAAGGUUGGGCUCGAGUGGUUCAUGGAAUUUGAUUUUGUCAAACCUAUUUGGGGGGUGUAUGGUUUCCAUUUCUUCUUAAUUACACACCCCACGAUCUCAUUAAGCAUAUGUAUGGCAACACUGAAAUCCCAACCUAUGCUCAUAUUUCUUGCGGCCUUCCUUCUCAUCUCCUCAUCAAUCCUUCCUCAAUCAUCCCUAUCUUCUGCCCAUCCUCAUACAAACGCAGCCAUGAGGUCAACACCAACACCACCAUCUAUAUCAUCUACAACCGAGUUGCACCCGAGCCGAAAGAGACUCCCGAGAUCACUCCGUAAUCCUUCUUCUACACAGAAACCACCGGAUUACGGAGCCAGCUAUCAUGAAGUCCCCGGCGGCCAUAAUCCAGCAAGCAACCGCCGGUAAGUCCAAUAUCAGCUGAGAUGAAGAGAGAUCAAAAUUAUUACCGCAGACAGAGCGGAUCUGUCACGUUAUAUAUAUAGAGUACGGUUUCAGUGAUAAAGAGCUUCCAACCUGAGUAAUGAGAUUUUAUACAUUUGAUUUUCACUCUUAUAUUUUAAGUUUUUAUAUGAUGACAGAAAAAAAACACAUAAUUAAUUACCAAUUUGUCAUCAUUUCAUUCAUCUUUUUGUACUAUGUUUGCACUUUUUAAACGAUUGCUUGUAACUAUUGGUUACUUGGGUAUAUAUACAAAUAUGGUAAAAAGAAGAUAGGAGUAAAUUGGCUGUCAAAAACAGGGGUAAAUUGGGGGUUGUCACAGUUUUGUUAGAUAGAGCCUUGGUCUGCAUGUAACCUAGUUGGGUCAUGUUCUUCUUUUAAGUUUUGUUUUUUUAGAUACGUGUAGCAUAUUUGUAAUCAGCUAUUAUUUGUGUCUGAUGAGUGGAUACAUCAGCCCAAUAAAUCAUGAUUUAUACAUUUA
Molecule: messenger RNA, 975 nt
Organism: Cuscuta epithymum
Lineage: Eukaryota; Viridiplantae; Streptophyta; Magnoliopsida; Solanales; Convolvulaceae
Source: the annotation of a GenBank genome assembly